UUUUUGACCUUUUUUCCCUUUCAGUUUAUGCUUUCCUUCAAGCCAUUCAUAGAAAACCGCUGCUCCCAUCUGGGUUUAUCCUCUUUCUGGAAUUUUCUUAUCUGAUUUUGUGAAAUGGGUUGUCUUUGUUAUGCGGAAAAUUUAUUCAAGAUAGGAGAAUUUUGGUAGAGAAAUUUUAGUUCAUUUUUGUCAACAAGGGCUUUUAGCUAUGGGUAGAGGCAGAGGAAAAGGGAAGAAGCGAUCUGUUAUGGCUGAGGAUCCUAGAAGUGAAGAGGAUAAAGUCCCAGCUUACAGAAGAAGAGGAAGACCUCUGAAGCCACUGAGUGAUGAAAUUGAAGAAGUGGAAGUAACUGAAAUUAUAGAGAAAGAUGAAGAGAAUGUCAAGGGUAAUGGCUCUACCAAUGAGUUGAAAACUCAACCUAUCACAAUAAAUAAAAGGAAAAGGAAGAGAUCUACACAGGUUACAGAAAAGAUAGAUCCCAUGAAAGACGACAAUGGCAUCCUAGCAAAGUCAGGCCCUGAUGAUUCAAUAAAGUCUACCGGAUUCCGGCAGAAUGGGAGUCGGUGUAAGAACAAGCCUCACUGUGCUGCGGAGGCCGAGGUAGAUUGCAAGUGCGCAGCAAGGUUGUCAUGAAAGCUUAGCUUCAUAAUCUGGUUUGGCUAUUGGGAUUCUUGGUGGUUGAUGUGUGGAUAUGGACCACCGGUGUUAAGAGAGAAUGGAGGAAUCAGAUGAAACAAAUUUGGG
Messenger RNA from Vigna radiata var. radiata (mung bean), 745 nucleotides. RefSeq lists its product as uncharacterized. The coding region runs from base 209 to 634 and encodes 141 amino acids. The transcript has a single exon. Lineage: Eukaryota; Viridiplantae; Streptophyta; Magnoliopsida; Fabales; Fabaceae. The record is from RefSeq and is a predicted model, not a curated record.